UCAGAGUUCAGAUCUCAUCCAAAAUCCCAAUCUAAGCUGAGUUUUACCUUUUCUUCCAUAUAUCCGUCUAAUUUCUUUCUUCUCUCAAGUCACACCCUGUUUUCUCCAAGUACUAUUUUGGUUUCUUACAAAACCCUAGCUUAUAUCCUCGUGCAUCAUAGAGAACCCCUCUCCGACAAGAUGGAAAUGGAGGGAUUGUCUUUGAUUUGUGCUGGCUUAGGAGUCAUUGAGGAAGAUGACAAUGGGAAUAAAAUUGGCUACUCAAAGGAUGAAUACUGUCUAGAUAAUUUAAAGGAUUUGCUGAGAUUUUUGAGACGCGAUGAUCCGCAAACUCGAGGUGUGUUCAAGCAAGUCUGUAAAUGGAACAUCGUUUCCAAAGAUUUGAUACCCAUUAUCGAGCACUGUCAAGAGGAUCGCAACUUGCUUUUAAAUGCAGUGAAGGUGCUAGUGUUCAUUACGAUGCCUGUUGAGCCAUCAUCAACAGAUAUUUCCCAACAAUUAGAGUAUCUGUGGGAGUUGAAAGCUUCAAUAACAAGUAGCGAUAUUGUGGCAGUGAUAGUCUCAUUUCUGGAAGGCCCCCUUGAGAAUUUGGAAAGUGAUGCAUUUACAGAGGAUGACUGGAAAUUAGUGCAGCUCGUGCUUUCUCUAUUUCGCAAUAUCCUAGCUGUUCAAGAAAUCCCGAUGCAACAGAAGUCAGGAGGUUCUGCUAUUCAAUUACUAUCACUGAGAGAUAGGUUUCUGGAACUUUUGUUCCGUGAAAAUGUAAUGGACAUUAUUUUGGUUAUAAUUCAUUAUGCUGGAGGUUCGAAUGCUUAUCUCCGUCAAGAUAAUUUGCUUCUUCUGGAAAUUUUACACUACAUAUUUGUUGGUCAAGAGCCAGAGCUGAUUGUCAGGGCUCAUCUGGAUGGAUUAAAGGUAGAUGAAGAUUCUCAAGUGUCUCUUAAUAGUCUCAAAUCCAUUAUGGAGGAAGAAGCAGAGAAAAGAAGGCGUUGUAGGCUGAACAUUAUGAAUCGGCAUUCACAAUUUAGUGGAACAUUUGCACGGCUUACCAUGGAUGGUUCAAAAGCAAUAUUUAAGGGAGGUCCCAGUUCUUCUCAUAAUAUUCUACACAAAUCACAAAAUAUUACUCGGGGUCCAGCCAAAAAAAUUGCAUGGGAUCAUCCAAAGUUUCUUCCUACAAAAGAUAAGAUAUUGGAGUCGCUUUAUGGGUUUGUCAGUCAAUUUCUGUCUGGAGGAUACAAUACUAAAUUAUUCUACAUGGAAUAUAUCUUGGUGUCAGCUUUGAUGCAAUCAAUUCGUGAAGAUGUUGAGAAGGAACACCCUGCAAUUCAACAUAGUGAUGUCAUAGUUUUCUUUCAGGUUGCUGAAUUUGUCACUUCAUUUCAGUUUUACAAGUAUUCAGCUUCUAAGACGAAAAAUGGAAUGGACCUACUUGAGACUUUUCAUGAUAAAGAUGCUCUUGGGACAAAUUUCAAUGGUCAGAUAUGUGGGCCUAUUGCAGCAACCAUGAAUGAGGCAAUGUUUCAGUUGCUCCUUUCAAAGUGGCGUCAUGCUUUUAAUGGUCUAAAGGAAACAAAUGACUACAAGUUUCUAUCAGCAGCUGGUUCUCUCAUGAAGAAUAUGAUUCUUAUGCUGGAUUUGGUUAUUAAGUUAUUGCCGGAAGACUCUAAGGAGCCUCAAACAGCUCGGAUCCUUCUUUACAAGUUAUUUUAUGAUCAGACUGAGGAAGGGAUGACUCAAUUUCUCUUGAAUUUGAUGAAAACAUUUGACACUCAGAAACAGCCCAAAAGUGGUCUUGCUGAUUUGGUUGAAAUUAUUCAUAAAGUUGUGAAGCUGAUGGAACAUCUGCAGGCUCGUGGAUCAUUAAGGGUGUCUAGAAAAUUAAGGAAGGUGAACAAGAAAAAGUUGCAUGAGGGAAUUGAAACAGGAGACAAACUGUGCAGAGAUCAUUCUUGUACUGAAAAUGAGGUUGGUGACUCUGGUCCCAAUCCGUUACUUGAAAAGCAAAAGCAGAUGCCAGAGAAGGAAUUUGCACCAAACAGAAGUUCUGGCAGUGAAGAGGACUUUAUUGACCCUGAUAAUGAUAAGCAACAUGAAAAAAAUCUUGAGGAAGAUGAGAACUCCCUGGGUAAUUCGGAAUUGAAAGACGCUAAAAAUUCUGAACAUGCUACUGAGGUCUUGGUGCAUGACACAGGUGAUCUUUCUAAUGAUGAGCAGCAAACUGAAUAUAAUGAAGUUGAUUUCAAGGUUUCAACACUGGUAUCUGCCUUCGCAAAUCACAAUAUCAUUCAGAAAAUAUGUUGGUUGCUCAAGUUUUACAGGAGCAAUUCCCUAGCUACAAAUCAUUACAUAAUAUGCAUAUUGCAGAGGAUCUGUGAUGACCUUGAGCUUCAUCCAAUGCUCUAUCAGUUAUCAUUGCUCACCACAUUUUACGAUAUCCUAGUGGAACAGAAAAAAUGUCCAUCCCUGAAAUAUGCAAAUAUUGUUGAUUUUCUGACCAAUUUGAUUAGAAAAAUGCUGAAAAUGAUGAUAAAACAACCACUUCUUUUUGUGGAUGUUCUUUUUUGGAAGACCCGAAGGGAAUGCCACUACAUGAAUGCUGAUUAUUUGUUGGAUGAGCUUAGCCAUUUGAAGAAAGAAAGCAGAAAUUUGAAUUCUACCCAAGUGAGUGGAGAAAUUGGUUCAUCAGUUGAAAAGUUGUGGACACGUAGAAGCAUAGCAGAUGCACUUGGUGAUGAUGAAGCAGAUGUUGUGAUCACUCAUGACUUGGGACGUCAAAACAAUGAAGAAAAACUUAAUGAUGCUAAUGGAUGCUUUGCAUCUACCUCAGUCAGCGGGAAGGGAAAUGAGGAUAAAAUUAUUGGGGAGCAGUUGAUAGAAGAUGAAUCUGCAAGGGCUCCAAGGCAAAAGAAAAGGCUUCUUGAUGGUGAUGAUAAAUUUGAGCAAAAUCCCUUUGGGCAGCAAAUGCAGAAAAGAAAAAGGGUACAUGCCUUCAGUGAAGAGCAAGAAUCGCUAAUUAGAGAUCUAUAUGAGCAGUUCAAGGACCAUAGAAGAUGCUGCUACAAGAUAGCCAAUGCACUGGACGUGGAUGGAAAAUUCACUUCUUACCAGGUGUCUCGUAAACUUAAGCAGCUUGGCUUAUCUCUUCCUCAGAAGAAGAAUUUGAAAGGCAAAAUGGACCCAAGAGAUGAGGAUCUUCAUGACUCCUCUGCAGAUAGAGCAGAUGGGUCUGAUGACGAGACACUGGUAUCAUUAAUAAAGAGGAAGAAAAUGCAGAACAGAAGAAUUUCAAUGGAAGAGUUAAACGAACAUUCUACCAAAGAGAAAUGGUCAAAAAAUGAUUUUGAUGAGAAGAUGCUCAGCUCUGUUCUUAGGAGGAAAAUGGACAGCAGGAGAUUUUUAAAUGAAAAAUUAUAUGAACAGUCCAGCAAGGAGAACUUACCAGACGUCAAUUCUGAUGAUGAAAUGCUCAGCUCUGUUUUCAAGAAAACCAGAAGUUCUCUUCACAAACCGAUCAUUGAUGAACCUGAAACCAUCGAAAUUCAGAAGACAUUGACGAGCAUUGAUUCUUCUAAUGGUGGCACAAACGACAUCUUGGAAAGUGAAAAUUGGACCGGCCUUUCAAACAAUCAUCAAGUAGAAUAUCAGCCGGUGGAUGAUGAGUUGAUGGAUUCUGAAGAUGAUGUGACCACCAUGGCUCUUCCUGACAAUGCUGUAUCCAGAAGGAAGCUGAGGAUGAUUAUUGAUCCAGAGGAUGAUGAUUGAAAUGGAUGCAUGACCGAGGCAGAGGUAUCUGCAUCAGUUUGUAUCAGGGUACAUAUGCUUAGUUCAAGGCAACAUCGAUUUUCCUGCGGAGUUAAAAAAGCACUCUUUAGGCAUGGGCUUGAUCAAUCUGAGAUAGUAAAGAAUAUGAUGUGUGUGUGUCUGUCUCUCUGUCUGUAUGUCUCGAAGUGUCAGACCUCUCUAAGCUAGUCAUAACAGAGACAGGCAAUCUAGCUGCAUGCCAAUGGUUCAGAAAUAAGACAUGUGCUGUACAAAAUUAUGAGUGAAGGAAUAAUAGGCUAACAAAUCUCAAUGUAACUGUUUUGGGCUUUAUGAUGAACAAAAGCGAGUUAUAGUAGAAGAACAAGCCAUUUGAUUCUUUGUA
Messenger RNA from Prosopis cineraria, 4147 nucleotides. RefSeq lists its product as uncharacterized. The record is from RefSeq and is a predicted model, not a curated record. Gene Ontology annotation, molecular function: DNA binding. NCBI's taxonomy places the organism in Eukaryota, Viridiplantae, Streptophyta, Magnoliopsida, Fabales, Fabaceae. The coding region runs from base 181 to 3765 and encodes 1194 amino acids. Gene Ontology annotation, biological process: DNA replication checkpoint signaling; DNA repair; replication fork arrest. The transcript is spliced from 21 exons. Gene Ontology annotation, cellular component: replication fork protection complex.